CCUCAUCGAGACUGGCAGUCCCAGAAAGCCACUUUUGUCUCAAUUGGGAUUCCCUAUACUAUAUCAGUCGGGACACCACUACGUCGGCUUGAACCACGAUCAAAAUGGCCUCUGCAGCGCCAUCCGUUCCCCCAUCCCUCACCCUCCCUCCCUCGCAGUUCGCCCGACUCCAACCUCACGCCUAUCUCCUCGCCCACCUCUCACCCCCCGCAUCGAGCAACCAGCCCUCCAUCCGAGCAAAUGGCCGCGCCACCUCCCAAUUUCGCGUCACCUCUGCCAACACCGGCUCCCUGACCCACACAAAUGGCAGCGCAGUCGUAAGAGUGGGCGAUACGACCGCCGUAUGCGGCGUACGAGCGGAAAUCCUCCCCACAGACGACAUCGCCUCGUGGAGCGUGUCGCACUCAUCCUCCUCUAUGAACAAGCGCCGGAAACUCACCAACCCAGCGCAAAAGCCCACUCAGGAAGAGGAAGAUCCCGAAGACGAAACGCACAUCCAACAACUUAACCUUCUCGUCCCGAAUCUUUCGCUGAGCACCGGCUGCGCACCGGGGUUUAUUCCCGGCGCUCCCCCGUCGGCGUUAGCGCAGUCCUUGUCUCACCAGAUUCUGAACUUGCUGCAUAGUACGAGACUGGUUCGCGCGGAGGAUCUACGGAUUUGGUACCAGCCGCCUAGUCUGGGGCAGGAAGACCUGGAACGGCAUAAUGAGUCCGAGCAGAUGGAUGUGGAUGCGGAGCGCGGAGAGGAAGUCGGCAAGGAUAAGGAGAUUAAGGCGUUUUGGGUGCUUUACAUCGACAUCAUGAUCAUCUCCUUGGCAGGAAACCCAUUCGAUGCUGCUUGGGCUGCGGUGCUGGCUGCACUACGUGAUACAAAGCUGCCUCGGGCGUGGUGGGAUGUUGAUAACGAGAUGGUUGUGUGCUCUGAUGCGGUCUCUGAAUCUCGGAAACUGUCUUUGCGCGGCCUGCCUGUUGCGAGUUCGUUCUGUGUGUUCGAGGCUGAUGCGGCUGCUGGCUGGAGGGCAGUUAUCAUUCCGGACGCUGAGGAGGAGAGGGAAAUCGAGGAGAGUGCUAGAAAGGGCAUUCAGCGGAGGUGGAUUCUGGCCGACCCUGAUGGCUACGAGGAAGGACUGACUCAGGAACGCGUUUGCAUUGUGGUUGAUAAGGAGGAAGGCACGGGCAAGACGGUUAUUGUGAAGAUGGAGAAGAAUGGAGGAUGGGCAGUGGAUGGCAAGGAAUUGAAGGCGCUGGUUGACAUAUCCGCGCAAAGAUGGGGAGAAGUGAAGCAUAUUCUAGAGCAGUGUUGAUAAUAUUCUAUAUGGAAAGUGGCUAAUGCUACGUGCAAUGAUAC
Aspergillus ibericus CBS 121593 is the source of this 1348-nucleotide messenger RNA. Its product is annotated as 3' exoribonuclease family protein. The transcript has a single exon. Gene Ontology annotation, biological process: TRAMP-dependent tRNA surveillance pathway; nuclear polyadenylation-dependent mRNA catabolic process; U4 snRNA 3'-end processing. The record is from RefSeq and is a predicted model, not a curated record. Lineage: Eukaryota; Fungi; Ascomycota; Eurotiomycetes; Eurotiales; Aspergillaceae. The coding region runs from base 105 to 1304 and encodes 399 amino acids. Gene Ontology annotation, cellular component: nuclear exosome (RNase complex); cytoplasmic exosome (RNase complex).